CCCUUCGGCUAAAACCAAAUCUCAGAUAAAGUAAUGGCAAAAACCACUUGGACUAUAAAACACAACAAAUCAUAACACUCGGACAAUAACACUGGCCACCCCAUGAGUUCCUAUUUCGUCAACUCAACUUUUCCCGUGUCUCUACCCGGAGGACAGGAGUCUUUCUUGGGUCAGAUACCGUUAUAUUCCUCUGGAUAUACAGAUCCUUUAAGACAUUAUCCAAGCGCUACGUUCGGAGCUACCAAUGUCCAGGACAAGGUUUACACCUCAUCGUAUUACCAGCAAGCUGGGGGCGUUUUUGGGAGAAGCGGAUCCACCAGUGCUUGUGACUAUACAACACCCAACAUUUACCGAACCGCUGACCGCUCGUGCGCUAUCGGAGGUCUGGAAGACUCGCUGGUCCUAACCCAGGACCAGUGCAAGACGGACUGCACUGAACAGGGUACAGAGAGAUAUUUUAACAGUGAAGACAAACCGUGUACCCCGGUUUACCCGUGGAUGCAGAGGAUGAACUCGUGUAAUGGAAUGCCUGGUAGCACUGGCCGCAGGGGUCGUCAAACCUACACUCGGUUUCAGACUCUUGAACUGGAAAAGGAGUUCCACUUUAACAGAUAUUUGACCAGAAGGAGAAGAAUUGAAAUAUCGCACGCUCUCUGUUUGACGGAACGUCAGAUAAAGAUAUGGUUUCAAAACCGUAGAAUGAAAUGGAAAAAAGAGAAUAAAGUGAUGAACUCCGCAAAGGGCAGCGAAGAGGAGGAUGGUGGAAAGGCGGGGUAAAUGUUAAAAAGCAGCUUAUGACGAAGCUCUGGAAACAUUGUACAUAACAUGUAGCCUGUAGUUUGAAUUAAUAAGUAAUGGUCUGUCCAACAAGAAAAAACUACCUAAUAAGUUUUAUGUUGCCCUAAAAAGCUUCAAGAGAGACUUUCUUUUUUCAUAAAAACAGGCGUCUAAAUCACCUCUGUGAAGACGGUAAAAGAUCUAUGGGAGGUGCUUUUUCCACAAUUAUAUAUUUUGCGGUAUUUGGCCUAUCUAAACUAAUAAGACAUGCUUUCUCGCUGUUUGAACAUUCUAAUGCCUAUAAUUUGAAAGAAAACAUACGUUUAUGUUUAAACUUCGGGAUUAAAGGUCUUACAUUGACUGUGUGUUUCAAUCCAUGUUGUGUGCUAGAAAAAGAAGAAAAUGGGACAUUUUGAUUGCUUAAUUUAUUGGGUCGUCACUUUUGUGUAUGUGUAUGUGAAUGCACUAAGAAUAAUACGUUAUCAUACUUUGUUAGCAAUGUCAUUUUGUCAAUAAAAUGAUUGUUUAACAAUUACUGUGGUUUAUCUUUCUUUAUGUGCAUGGGCGUCUUCUCAAUGAGCCAGAGACAUUUCAUUAUCAGCUUUAUUGUUUUAUAAAAUAUUUUAUAUGAUAGACAUCUAGUAUAUAUA
Messenger RNA from Megalobrama amblycephala (Wuchang bream), 1427 nucleotides. RefSeq names its product homeobox B6b (gene hoxb6b). The transcript has 2 exons. Gene Ontology annotation, biological process: anterior/posterior pattern specification; regulation of transcription by RNA polymerase II. Lineage: Eukaryota; Metazoa; Chordata; Actinopteri; Cypriniformes; Xenocyprididae. Bases 103 to 777 code for a protein of 224 amino acids. Gene Ontology annotation, molecular function: RNA polymerase II cis-regulatory region sequence-specific DNA binding; DNA-binding transcription factor activity, RNA polymerase II-specific. The record is from RefSeq and is a predicted model, not a curated record. Gene Ontology annotation, cellular component: nucleus.